AUGGCCGAUGAGGUCCUUUACCUCGCCGUUGGCCGCACAACGUCGCAAGAAGUCUGGAUGUCCAUCACAGCGGCGCUCGGUUCCUCGACUCGGGCGAGGUGUCUCAACCUCCUCGCUCAGUUCCAGUCACUCAAGCAGGGAGAUAGCACCCCCGCCGAAUACCUCGGCCGAGCGCAGUUAUUGGUGGAGGAUCUUGCGCUAGCCGGCCGGCCGGUCUCGCUUGAUGAACAAAACCUCUGGGUUUUCCGUGGACUCCGGCCAGAGUUCCGGUCAAUGGCAUCGUCCCUCGCGGUGUCUGGCGCACCAGUUUCAAUCCCUCAGCUCUCGGAUUAUCUCCAGGCCCAAGAAUUCAUCAGGGCGGAUGAAUUCUCCACUGCCGGAGGUCCAUCAGUCGGCGGCUCACAAACGGCGAUGGUGGCUGGUCGCGGCUACGCACAGAAUCAGGCGGCAGGCGGAGGUCCCCGGCACGCUGGUUCUGGACAGUUGCGAGGUCGGGAUGGCCGUGGACGUGGAGGGCAAGGCAGAGGCCGUGGUGGUGGUGGUCCGAGGUGCCAAAUCUGCCGCUCCCAUGGGCAUACGGCUCUCCACUGCUUCAAGCGGUACGCCGGCGCACCACAGUCGCAGGCUCAUGCGGCGGUCCCCGGCGACGAUGGCACAGUGGUGGCGAACGCAUGGUACCCGGACACCGGGGCGUCGUCACACGCUACGCCCGAUCAGACGAUGAUGGCGCAAUCGGAUCCCUACUCCGGCGGUGAUGUCCUCCGUGUGGGCAAUGGAUCAGGUUUGGGUAUAACCAGUGUUGGCCAUGCAUCACUAAACUCUGCGUCUAGAACUUUAAAUUUAAACAAUAUAUUACAUGUCCCCCCGUCUCUCUUUACCAUUAUUGUCUGUUAA
Molecule: messenger RNA, 894 nt
Organism: Ipomoea nil (Japanese morning glory)
Lineage: Eukaryota; Viridiplantae; Streptophyta; Magnoliopsida; Solanales; Convolvulaceae
Exons: 1
Coding region: 1-894 (297 amino acids)
Source: RefSeq, a predicted model, not a curated record